Molecule: messenger RNA, 1789 nt
Organism: Trichoderma atroviride IMI 206040
Lineage: Eukaryota; Fungi; Ascomycota; Sordariomycetes; Hypocreales; Hypocreaceae
Source: RefSeq, a predicted model, not a curated record
CGCACCUCCAUUCAUCUCCUUCACCCGCCCUCGCAAUCAUGGUCGGCGAUGCUGAAUCGCCGGCAGCUCUGCCCCUUCUGCAGGUGCCGCCAGAAAUCCUCGAUCGAAUCACCUGGCAUCUCCACACGACAGAGCUCUGCAACUUUCGCCUUACGUGCAAAUCUGCCGAGCGGGCCGUCCAUUUCAGAUUCACCUCGGAAUUCUUCACGCGCAAGCAGUUCAUGGUUUCCGAGUUCAGCCUCAAGGCCCUCAUCGACAUCUCCAAAAGCCGUCUCGCUGCCCAUCUGCGCCAUGUACACAUCAGCCUCGAUCAAGUCGACGAGACGGCCAGCUCUCGCGUGACCAUGUCGCCAAAGACUCGCAGCCUGUACCAGCAACGCCUGGCCGAGCAGAGCACUCUUUGGACACUGGGGCUGGUUUCCAAAUAUCUCGCUGAUGCCUUCUCUCGUCUGCCGAAUCUGGAGACGGUUGCGCUCCGCGACUUCAACUCGACGAGGAGGUCUCGGGAUGGCCCUCGCGCGCAGUGGCGCAGCUACGGCUCCCAAACGCUUGCCGGAGAGACUGGUGCUCAUCCAGUCACCAGCCAGCUUUUCAACUGGGGCAGUGCGGCCCUGCUUGACAGAGCCAACGUCCUCUUCAAGGCCAUCAUCCACGGCCUGGGCCUGGCGAAUGUGAGACUCAAGAAUCUCGAAGUCAUGGAGAGGAACGGCAACCUGCUGUUCGACUCUGCUUUUCACUUGCACCCAGAUUUCGAAGCCGCCUAUGCUCCUGUUCUUGGAAAUCUCCAAAAGCUGCACCUCUGCAUUGACGUUUACUGGGCUACUGCCCCCCAUGCUGCACAGCCAUAUCACCAGAAAAAUCUCAUCAAAUUUCUUAGCCAUUGCCAAGGCCUGGAAGAACUCCGCAUCAAUGGGAAACGCAACAGUUACAGCAAAGGCAGUCGUCUGAACCUCCAUCUCUUUAUGAGCUGGCUCGCAUCAUCAGAAGCGAAGCCUCUAUCGCAGCUCCAAUCGGCCGACAUCUCGGUAGAUAGCCAAGAUGCUCCCCCUGCAGUCGAAUUUCCGCAGCUGUCCAACCUCAGCUUGGGAAUGAUGGCUCUUACUCUCGACGAGACCGUUCAGCUCAUCACCAAGUUUGCCGGCUCACUCCAGCGCCUGGAAUUAUGGAGAUUCCAACUGAUGGCCGAUCCGGGCACUGAUGUCGACAUGGAGGAGAAGAAGCAGAAUUUAUACAUUAGCCUCCUGAAGAGGCUUUUGGCUAUACCAAACCUCAAUCUCCGACAUAUCAAAUUGGGCAUGCUCCAACAGAUGCUAGAUGUCAGCGGCAGGUACAAUAAGAUGCAAGCCAUAGAAUUCACCAAAGACGAGCCGGCCAGCACGGAUGGCGAGAAAGACGCAGCCGCCCCGGCUGCUCAGCAUACCAGACGAAGGCCAACAAAUAACUCGAUGGAAUAUACGGGCUCAGACUGGAGACAUUUUGUGCGCCAUGAAAUGAUGCCCCGACUGCACAUAAUCAACCCUGAUGAGGGCGUGGAUCGACUUAGCUCUGACGAAGAACCAGAAGACCUUAGCGAAGAUGACGAAGACGAAGAAAUGGAUGAGUAACUAGACUGGAUGGAUUUGAAGAAAGAUUAGCUAUUGGCUGGGUAAUGAGGCGAUUUUGGCACUUUACGAGUUAUGACAUUUGGGUGUAAAUUAGGUUUGCUGUCUAUCAAUAUCGGCCCGGCUGAUUUGGGCUCUCAAGAAUAAAUUGACAAUUAUUGCUACGUAAAGAAUGGCUGCAACAUGUG